Caenorhabditis remanei is the source of this 405-nucleotide messenger RNA. RefSeq lists its product as uncharacterized. The record is from RefSeq and is a predicted model, not a curated record. The coding region runs from base 1 to 405 and encodes 134 amino acids. Lineage: Eukaryota; Metazoa; Nematoda; Chromadorea; Rhabditida; Rhabditidae. Gene Ontology annotation, molecular function: DNA binding. The transcript has a single exon.
AUGUGCUCAGAUCGAGCACAUCCUGAUUUGUCUUCCACCACAUCGACCACCGAUUCCGAUAUGGUCACAGAGAUUAUUAACAGACCAGUCAGCUUCGUUGAUACCAAAAACGUCUCCAUGGAAGUCAAGAUAUGGCUGGAAAUAUCUCAAGUAUGCGAAGAAUGGUUCGCUACAAAAAUAUUGAAACGAUGGAGAUCAACACUGACUGAUGCAAUCAAUAAUCCAAAAGAUUGGAAUGAUGGAAUUCGAAAUAAUAAUAAUGUUUAUGCGAGGAUACAUAAUUGGAUGAGUAUGACAGAGGAGCAGAGACAAGAGAUCUUGAGACUUCUGAAUGCACCAAUUACGGACACGUCUCAAACAGAUUUAUCACUUGGUGGAAUCCUCGAAGAACUUCCUAAAUCCUAA